AUGGAUAUGAUUGUGCUGGAGGAGGUGCUGAGGAGGAUGUUGCCUGGGAUGGAGGAUUUUGGCUCUGAGGCGGGACUGGGCACGGACACGUGUCAAGCCAGCGAAGUACACUGUAGUUCUGGAGCUGUGCAGUGUAUUCCUGUCUCUUGGAAAUGUGAUGGAGAUAAAGACUGUGAAGAUGGUAGUGAUGAAGAGAACUGUGGUACCCUUACAUGUAAUCCAUUAGAGUUUACUUGUACCAGUGGUCAAUGCAUAUCCAAGAAGUUUCAUUGCAAUGGUGCAGAUGACUGUGGUGAUGGGAGUGAUGAGACGGGCUGUGGAUUGCCCACCUGUGGCCCACAUGAAUUUCAGUGCAACAAUUCUGAAUGCAUCCCCUUGAAUUGGCUGUGUGAUGCCAAUGCUGACUGUGCAGAUAAAUCUGAUGAAGCUCCAAACCAGUGUGGAUAUACACUUUCAAUCAUGACUUGUUCUCCUGCUGAGUUCUUGUGUGAUUCUGGCCAAUGCAUUCAUCAGCACUGGUACUGUGAUGGAGAUAAAGACUGCAGUGAUGGAAGUGACGAAGCCCAGUGUCCAUUUCAAAUAUGCAAACCUGGCUACUUCAGAUGUGAUAACAACUGUGUUCCUGAAAGCAAGAAAUGUAACCACUUUAUUGACUGCAUUGAUGGAAGUGAUGAGCUCCACUGUGAAAAGUGCACAGGGCCUUCAGAUUUCCAAUGCCAAACUGGAGAAUGUAUAAAUAUAACCCAAGUGUGCAACCAGCAACAAGAUUGCAAGGACUGGAGUGAUGAGCCCCUCCAAUGUAAUGUGAAUGAAUGCUUGUUGAGCAAUGGUGGCUGCUCUCACAUCUGCAGAGAUCUUCUCAUUGGCUAUGAAUGUCAAUGUCCACCUGGCUUUGAACUGGCUGACCAACACUCCUGUGCAGAUAUUGAUGAAUGCCAAAAUCCAGGAUCCUGUAGUCAAAUUUGUCUGAAUUCAGUUGGAAGCUAUCAAUGUGAAUGCCUGAAAGGAUAUCAUCUCGAUCUGAUCAAUGGGGUUUGUAAGGUUGUAGGAGAAGAGCCCUUUUUGAUUUUUACUAAUCGUCAUGACAUCCGUAAAAUGGGAUUGCAUCACUUGGAAUAUACUCUGAUCGUUGACCAGCUGAAAAAUGCUGUUGCUGUUGAUGCUGAUGUUGCAGCACAGACUAUCUUCUGGGCUGACUUGGCAGAGCAUGCAAUCAUCAGUGCAUUGAUUAACAAACAAGAUGGUACUAUUGAGAUUUCAAGAAUCUUCAAUGAUUUGUACCACCCUGUGGGAGUUGCUGUAGACUGGAUUCAUGCCAAUAUUUAUUGGACCGAUUCGGGCACUAAAACGCUUUCAGUGGGCAAUUUCAAGGGAACAAAAAGGAAGAUCCUCUUUGAAAACAACCUAAAGGAACCAGCAUCUAUAGUAGCUGAUCCAUUAACUGGGUUUAUGUACUGGUCAGACUGGGGUGAGCCAGCCAAGAUAGAAAAGGCAGGAAUGAAUGGUGCUGAUCGCCAGCUGUUUGUUACCAGAGAGAUUUACUGGCCAAAUGACAUUACACUUGAUCUUGUGAAAAGCCGUUUAUAUUGGGUUGAUUCAAAGCUGCACACACUGUCCAGCAUUGAUCUAAAUGGUCAGGAUAGGCAAACUGUAUUGAGAUCUGAAGAAUUCCUUGCUCAUCCUCUUGGUGUAGCUCUCUUUGAGGAUCAUGUCUUUUGGAUUGAUGGUGAGAAUGAAGCUAUUUAUCGUGCCAAUAAAUUCACAGGAGCUAAUGUAACGACUUUAGUCUCCAAUCUUGAUGAGCCUCAUGAUAUUAUUGUUUACCAUGAGUUAACACAACCAUCAGGUAAAAAUCGGUGUAAUGGGAGUUUGAAUGGAGGCUGUGAAUACAUGUGUCUUCCUGCUCCUCGAAUUAGCAUUCACUCAUCAACAUACACUUGUGUCUGUCCAAACGAUGUAGAUGUGAAUGCAGAUGGAAGGUCAUGUAGUGCAGGUAAAAAGCAAAAGCCAAGCUUGUGCGAAAUAUUCUGUGGUAUAGCCGAGAGGUUCCCCUCCAUUUGA
This is a messenger RNA of Hemiscyllium ocellatum (epaulette shark), 2061 nucleotides long. Its product is annotated as very low-density lipoprotein receptor-like. The record is from RefSeq and is a predicted model, not a curated record. Gene Ontology annotation, molecular function: protein binding; calcium ion binding. The transcript is spliced from 13 exons. The coding region runs from base 1 to 2061 and encodes 686 amino acids. NCBI's taxonomy places the organism in Eukaryota, Metazoa, Chordata, Chondrichthyes, Orectolobiformes, Hemiscylliidae.